Messenger RNA from Melopsittacus undulatus (budgerigar), 3220 nucleotides. RefSeq names its product myocardin related transcription factor A (gene MRTFA). The transcript is spliced from 14 exons. Gene Ontology annotation, biological process: positive regulation of transcription by RNA polymerase II; smooth muscle cell differentiation. Gene Ontology annotation, molecular function: transcription coactivator activity. The record is from RefSeq and is a predicted model, not a curated record. Gene Ontology annotation, cellular component: nucleus. Bases 17 to 3133 code for a protein of 1038 amino acids. NCBI's taxonomy places the organism in Eukaryota, Metazoa, Chordata, Aves, Psittaciformes, Psittaculidae.
GCUGCUGGAAUCAGAAAUGCAGAUGACAACACUCCAAUCAGUGCUGCAGUUGAAGCUCCAGCAGCGACGCACACGGGAGGAGCUGGUGAGCCAAGGGAUCAUGCCGCCUCUGAAAAGUCCAGCUGCAUUUCAUGAACAAAGAAGGAGUUUGGAGCGGGCCAGGACAGAGGACUAUCUGAAACGGAAAAUCCGGUCCCGUCCGGAGAGAUCAGAGCUGGUUAGGAUGCACAUUCUGGAAGAGACCUCGGCUGAACCCUCCUUGCAGGCUAAGCAGCUGAAGCUAAAGAGAGCCAGACUGGCAGAUGACCUCAAUGAGAAGAUAGCGCAGAGGCCAGGUCCCAUGGAGCUGGUGGAGAAGAACAUCUUGCCUGUGGAAUCAAGCCUGAAGGAAGCCAUUAUCGUUGGACAGGUGAACUACCCAAAGGUUGCAGACAAUUCCUCCUUUGAUGAGGACAGCAGUGAUGCCCUCUCCCCAGAACAGCCAGCCAGCCAUGAGUCCCAGGGGUCUGUCCCAUCACCGAUGGACUCCCGGAUUUGUGAGCCUCUCCCUAGCACCACUGGCACAUCAGUAGCUCAGGGUACAUCCCAAUUGCAGAUCAGCGCAGACUCCAGUGAAACACUUUUCCUACCUGAACAGCCACCCCCACCUCUGCCACCUCCACCUCUUCUGCCCCCUAGUCUUACCAAUGGAGCAGCUCUUACUGCUGCCAAGCCUCCACCAACACUCAUUAAGCAAAGCCAGCCCAAGUCUGCUAGUGAGAAGUCUCAGCGCAGUAAAAAAGCCAAGGAGUUGAAGCCAAAAGUCAAGAAGCUUAAAUAUCAUCAGUAUAUUCCCCCGGACCAAAAGCAGGACAAGGGAGCUCCUCCCAUGGAUUCAUCCUAUGCCAAAAUACUGCAGCAGCAGCAGCUCUUUCUCCAGCUUCAGAUCCUCAACCAGCAGCAGCAGCACUACAACUAUCAGACCAUCCUGCCAGCCCCACCAAAGCCUCCAGGAGAGCAGCAGAGUGGUGCCAGUGCUCCUGCUGUGCGCAGUCUCUCUGCCACAGUCAGCAGCGCAUCUUCAGUACCUUCUGGUUCCAGUGGGCUGAUGCGACAAAACAGUAAUGCUGCAGUGGGCAAGCCUGGCCCUCUGCCUGCCAACCUAGAUGAGAUGAAGGUAGCAGAGCUGAAGCAAGAGCUGAAGUUGAGGGCCUUGCCUGUCUCAGGCACAAAGACAGACCUGAUUGAGCGUCUCAGAGCUUACCAAGAGCAGAAUGGAGCAGCCGGCCAAACAACCCCCACUCCCAAGCCCAGCACAGCAGCCAUGCUCCCAAAAGCUGCCGAAGUGGUGGUAGCCUUCCCAGCUGCCAGGCUGAGCACAGGGCCAGCCCUGGUCACCACUGGCAUUGCACCAGCAGAAGUAGUUGUGGCCACAGUCACCGGUGGUGGUGUGAUGAAGUUUGGCAGCACAGGCUCAACUCCUCCUGUUUCUCCAACUCCUUCUGAGCGCUCGCAGAUGAGCACAGGGGAUGAGAACUCAGCCACUGGAGACACCUUUGGAGAGAUGGUGACCUCACCCCUAACCCAGCUCACCUUGCAGGCGUCUCCAGUGCAGUUCCUGGUGAAGGAAGAAAGCUCCAAGUCUGCCUCCUGCAGUGUAAAUGCAGCACCCAGGUCGGAACAGUGUAGCACUGGUAACAGCAAAGAUGCAGAAGUUAGGGACAAAGACCAGAUGCUGCAGGAGAAGGACAAGCAGAUCGAGGAACUCACCCGCAUGCUGAAGCAGAAGCAGCAGCUGGUUGAGAUGCUUAGACUACAACUGGAGCAGGAGAAGCGCUCUCAGCAGUCACUACCAGCCCCAGCGGCUGCAGGAGAAGGAACAGCCCUUGCCUCCAACCCAGUAGCGUUUGGCAUUCAGGUCAAGAGUGAAAAUGGUUUUCUGAGUUGCCAGUCUGCAAAGCAAUCCAGUGGCCAAACAGACCAACUCAGCCCUGCACCAACCGCUAGCCAAAUGGACACUUCGAAUCCAAGCCCAGUGCCAAAGAAAGCCGUGAUGGUGAAGCAGGAGGUGCCAGCCACGGAAACAGAGCCACCGUGCCAGUCCCACAGCCCGCGGCUUUUCCUUGGACAGCAAGGGAGCUCCCUGAGCGACCUUAUCAAGGGCAGUCCGCCCCCCACCCUCAUCACCGACUCCACAGGGACCCACAUCGUCCUCACCGUGACCAAGCAGAGCACCGAGAGGCAGGGCCUCUCUCCCCAUGGGAAGGCAGGGAGUAGCUGCCCGACCUUGCAGAAAGUACAAUCAUCGCCCACUAAAACUUCCAGCCAACCACCGUGUCAGCUACCUGCAAGCACCCCUCAGCAGCCCACACAGCAGCAGAAGCAGCUGCAGCAGUCCAGAGGACUAAACCAGUCUGUCAGAAAGCCCUCAUCACAGCCCAGCUCUCCUGCUGCCCCUUCUCCAUCCCAGAUGGACCUGGAGCAGCAACAGCACACGUCGCUUUUUGGAACUUCUCCGCUCUCUGUUCCCUCGGUCCCACUGAAAGAGCCACCAGGCUAUGAAGAGGCCAUGAAACAACAGCCAAAGGCCCAGGAGAACGGCUGUUCCAGCCAGCAGAUGGAUGACCUGUUUGACAUUCUCAUUGAAAGUGGAGAGAUUUCUGCUGACUUCAAGGAUCAGUCAUCGCCCGCUGGGAAAGACCCACCAGUGGCCCCAGCCUGCUCCCCACCGCCCAGCAGCCACCAUUCCUCAGAGCUGGCGGUGCCAGUGUCCCUGGGGCAGCCGGUGCCUGUGGGCCGGCUGGAGGACUUUCUGGAGAGCAGCACCGGCCUCCCGCUGCUGACGGCAGGCCAUGAUGGGCCAGAGCCCCUGUCCCUGAUUGAUGACCUCCACAGUGAGAUGCUGAGCAGCUCGGCCAUCCUGGACCACCCGCCUUCACCUAUGGACACCUCAGAAUUGCACUUUGCUCACGAGCCAUCUGGGGGCAUAGCCCUGGACCUGGCUGAGGCUAAUUUGGACAGCAUGGACUGGCUGGAGUUGCCAGGGGGGCCUGUCAUGAGCCUGGCUCCCCUUAGCACUGCGGCUCCCAGUCUCUUUUCCACAGACUUCCUUGAUGGACACGAUCUGCAGCUGCACUGGGAUUCUUGCCUGUAACUCUGUGAGCAGAGACUGAAGGGAAUGGGAGUGGGAGGGCAGGGGCAUGCAGGGGGAAGAGGCCAGUCAACCAAAAAGAAAAAAAAG